Molecule: messenger RNA, 549 nt
Organism: Oikopleura dioica
Lineage: Eukaryota; Metazoa; Chordata; Appendicularia; Copelata; Oikopleuridae
Source: the annotation of a GenBank genome assembly
AUGGAUCUUGGCAAAACCGAAGAAUUGGAGAAAGAACCUCCAACUUAUGCUCCCCCACCUUCAGCUCCGGUGCAGGUGAAUCAAGUCGCGCCAGCGCCGAUGCAACAACCAGUUAUUCAAACUCAACCUGUUGCCCUCCAGCAUGGCUAUCAUGAGCAACCACGAAUGAGUAUUGUUCAACCGAUGGUGACACCGAUGAUGGCCGCGCCAAUUGUAACCGCUCCAAUGGUGCUUCAAGAGCAAUCUAAAGGCAGCUGGAAGUACCCGAAUGUAUGCGACCUUUGCUGUGACAAGAUGUGCUGGUAUGCUUGGUGCUGCACUCCUUGCAUUUUCGGAGAAAUCGGCGAGAAGCUUGGACACAACUACUGCGAUCACUGGUGUUUGGGAUUUUGGUGCGGUAUUCAGGCUGGUUUCUGUUUCGUUAUGGCUCAGCGAUGGCAGAUUCGUGAGCGAUACAACAUCCAGCAGGUUAGCUUCUGCGGGGAUUACUGCACCUACUGGUAUCUGCCGUGCUGUAUGCUCGCUCAGAAUUGGCAUCAGCUUCACUAA